AUGGCUCCGUCCGCUAUAAAAGAGCAAUUUUCUUCCGAAAACGUGACAAUUAAACCGUGGAGCCGUCCUGCACAUACGAGGGAGAACAUUGAUUGGGCUCCUCUGGUUGAAAUCGAUCUAUCUCGCUUCGACGAGCCCGGCAGGAAGCAAGAGCUCGCAAAGCAACUGUACGACGCCGUUACACGAGUCGGCUUUUGGGUAGUUGUUGGACAUGGAAUUGAGGAUGAACGCGUCAUGCGCCAAUUCAGUAUCGGUAAUGCCUUCUUCCAAGAGCCGCUGGAAGAGAAGCGAAGCUUCGCCUGCAACUUUGCCGAGGGCGAGUAUUUCGGCUACCGUGAGAAUGAAAGAUGGAUUGGAGAUACCGGAGUAAAGGAUAACGUCGAAAUGCUCAAUAUUCCUAAAGCGAUUCCCGAAUUGGAGGACAUUCCGAGACACAGGAUCGUUCGUCAAAACUAUGAUGAGAUUGCGAGGUUUCAUCAAGAUCUUUUUAAUCAAGUCAUUCGAAAGUUAUUUGUCUUGAUGGCAAUUAUUCUGGAACUACCAGAAGACUACUUGGUCAAUGCCCAUGGCUAUGACCAGCGAUCGGAUGAUCACUUGCGAUACAUGAUCUAUAACACCCGGACUCAAGAAGAAUGGGACAAGGCCCAGGCCUAUACCAAGGGCGGCCACACCGACUUUGGUAGCCUAACCCUAUUGUUCUCGCAGCAUGUUGCUGGCUUGCAGAUCCGAACGACAGAAGGGGUAUGGAAAUACGUGAAGCCUGUUGAGGGUGGGAUUACAUGCAACGUUGCCGACACUUUAUCCUUCCUUACCAAUGGAUUUUUGAAAUCCACGAUCCAUCGUGUUGUCACACCCCCUAGGGAUCAAAUCAACAUUCCUCGUCUUGGGUUGCUCUAUUUCUGUCGACCCGGGGAUAAUACGAUAAUGAAGACAGUACCCUCGCCCGUGCUGGACCGUCUUGGCCUACUUGUCGAAGACGACAAAGACCCGAACAAACAUGCUGCCACAGGAACGGAAUAUGUACGCGCUCGGGUUCGGGAUGUGCACUAUAAGAAGGUGAUCGACAAGAGGGAGAACACAUCGUUUGAGUUCAAGGGUCUGAAGGUUGCAAAUCAUUAUGAAUAA
Penicillium canescens is the source of this 1125-nucleotide messenger RNA. RefSeq lists its product as uncharacterized. The record is from RefSeq and is a predicted model, not a curated record. The transcript has 3 exons. NCBI's taxonomy places the organism in Eukaryota, Fungi, Ascomycota, Eurotiomycetes, Eurotiales, Aspergillaceae. The coding region runs from base 1 to 1125 and encodes 374 amino acids. Gene Ontology annotation, molecular function: dioxygenase activity.